Molecule: messenger RNA, 1598 nt
Organism: Plutella xylostella (diamondback moth)
Lineage: Eukaryota; Metazoa; Arthropoda; Insecta; Lepidoptera; Plutellidae
Cellular component (GO): cytoskeleton; axonemal microtubule; centriole
Molecular function (GO): microtubule binding
Source: RefSeq, a predicted model, not a curated record
GUCACCAUUUAUUAACUAUUUCCGUUUCAAGAUGCUUGUUUAAAAAUAUUUUUUUAUUAUUUUAGGUUUUUAGAUUAAGUAUUUUUGUUUUUUAAUGUACAGUGCAGUGUUUAAUAUUAUUAUAAUCUUUUAGAGUUAAUUUUUCAAAUCAUGCCUGAGUGUUGCCAGCCAUGUCCAGCGCCGCCCGCGGGCUCCGGGGGGCAGGGGCGGGGCGCGGGAGGGUGCCCUUGCAAGAGCUGCUGCUGUGGCAAGCCGCCCGUGAUCACGCCUUGCUACAAACAGCCGAAGGUCCCGGCGUCGUACGCUCCCCGCCGGGUCUACAUGAAGCCGACGGCUCCCGUGGAAGGCUGCACCACCUACAAGCUGUCGUACCUACCCGUCGAGUGCAAGAACCUGCGCGGGGAGGCAAGGAAGCCGACGGGGAACAUCAUCCUGAGCUGCGCGCCCAUGGAGGGGGAGACUAUACAGAAGCUAUCCUACCUGCCCAACGAAAUUUGCGUGACAAACCCGAUCCGUCCGUGCAACCACGACAUGUGGGGCCAGGGCCCCAUGCAAAGCCUCACCACGCAGCGCCAUGACUUUGUGCCGAAGCCAUCUUGCGUCAGGGAGUCUUUCAAGCCAGACCCCAAGUACCAUUGUGUGGAAGCGCCUUUUGAAAACCGCACGAUUAACCGCAUGUCGUACCUGGACCCGGGCCGCCUGGCCCGCAGCAAGUCCUACGCACCCACCAAGUGCUACGAGAGACCCACAGCCCCUAUGGAGUGCGCGACGACACACAAGAUGUCGUACCUGCCGACCUGUGUGGCGCCGCCGCAGCGACCGCCCUGGGCCUGUAAGGGACAGUACCAGAAGCCUUGCCAGAGGUUUGACGGUACGACGGUGUACCAAGGGUCUUUCUUGCCGCCCGGAAUGGAUUGCAGCGAGGUGCAGGACCCUUGUUCCUAUGGCGAUUGCAAUCCAUGCCCGUGCAAGAUUCCUGCGGAAUGUAUCAGUAAAGACCCGUGCGCGUGUGACUUCCCCAAGGCAGCCUGUUGCUAGCGGCCGCCAUAUUGAAUGUCGUUCUAAAUUUAAAUGUGUAGGAUAGCGCUUUCCGUUGAAGGCAUAUUUUUUUUAUUAACCGUAAGGCGCCAAAUAUUAAAUGGUUACUUCAAUUACUUCAAAUAUUAAAUUAAAUUGUCUACUUGAAUUAGUACAAAUAUUAAAUUGUCUAAUAUUACUUAAUAGUAGUUCAAUGUCUCAAUGUUUUCCCCCCGUAGGGCAGAAAACGGAUAUUUAGGUUUCUGCCGAAGCUUGAACCACAUUUGAGAUAACGCGUUAUAAUUCAGCCAUAGUAAAGUGCUAGAUUGACUGCUUCACUAGCGCCACCUAGCGUCAGACGCAACAAUGUGUAUGACGAUAUCCAUUUAUAAACAUAAUUAUUUGAAAUUAUUACUACGAUAAUAUUGUGAUAAUUAAUUUAAUCUUAAUUCUAAUGACCAGUAAUGCAUAUUUAUCAAUAAAUAAUAUGAAUAUAUAUGGGCGUUUAAGCAUGAAGCAUUUAAUGUAACAGAGCUUUUAUUCUUAUAUUAUAACUACGAAUACAUAAUUAUGAAUUAAAA